AUACAGACUAGAAUAAUACUAACUGUCAACACGUUUUCAUCAUGGCCUUCAGAAUUGGAAACUUCACACUUACGUCUGUUACAAAACUGGCUCACCAAAGCGCCUCCAAGCAAGCUGGCAAUAGAUCUCUUCACAUCACUGCAAAAUCCAUGAAUAAGAAGUUUAAUCAGCCACUGAGCGGUCACGACAUGCCAAGAUCUGGAGGAAUUGCAACUACCUUUAGACUUCCACAUCAGGACAACAAGCCCGAGGGAUUGGACGCCUGCUUUGUUGGUAUCCCCAUGGAUAACGGAGUAUCUGGGCGUACUGGCACCCGUCUUGCCCCCAGGCAAUUACGACAAGAGUCAACGAUCAUUCGCUCUGUCAAUAUGACAGGGGCUGCACCAUUUGAGUCGAUACAGGUGGCAGAUAUCGGAGAUGUACCUGUGGUCCCAUUCAACUUGAAGAGAACUGUCAAUGUGAUUUCCGAUUACUACAGACGAGUCGCUAGUGCUGGAUGCAUCCCUAUAACGAUGGGUGGGGAUCACACAUUAUCAUACCCGAUUCUUCAAGCCAUGAAAGAAAAGUACGGUCGAGUUGCAAUGAUACAGAUUGAUGCUCACACCGAUCUCUACGACAACAUGAUGGGAGAGAAACUGGCUCACAGCACACCGUUCAGGAGAGCACUGGAGGAAGAUUUGCUUAGUCCUGAGCAUGUGUAUCAGAUUGGCUUGAGAGGGAGCAUGUACAGUGUUGAUGAAUACUCUGAGGUCUAUGAAUGGGCACAAAAUUUGGGUCUAAAAAUGGUAUUCGCUAACGAGUGCUGGCACAGGUCUUUGGAUACCCUGAUGGCUAAGAUUAGGAAAGAGCUGGGAGAUAUGCCUGUGUACCUGACAUUUGAUAUUGAUGCUAUUGACUCCAUGGAUUGUCCUGGAACUGGUACUCUUGAGACAGCUGGACUCACCCCCAUCCAGGCCUUGGAGAUAGUGAGGGGUUGCAGGGGUCUCAAUCUGAUUGGUGCCGAUGUUGUUGAGGUGAACCCUCUGUUUGAUCCGAGUGGAGCCACGGCCAAUAUGGGGGCCAAUCUUCUUUUUGAGAUACUCUGUGUACUACCAGGAGUCAAGUACUUUGACUCACCGAAGGGAAAUGUUGACUUUUAGAUAUAAAUGUGUGUAUACAUGUAGAAUUGUUCAAUUUUGUUUUACCAUCAUCUUUCACUCUCAAAACAAAAUUAAUAAACUGUUAAUCGAUCAUGAGAA
Messenger RNA from Halichondria panicea, 1238 nucleotides. RefSeq names its product guanidinobutyrase-like. Lineage: Eukaryota; Metazoa; Porifera; Demospongiae; Suberitida; Halichondriidae. The transcript is spliced from 4 exons. The record is from RefSeq and is a predicted model, not a curated record. The coding region runs from base 42 to 1139 and encodes 365 amino acids. Gene Ontology annotation, molecular function: agmatinase activity; metal ion binding.